UUUACAUCAAAGGAGUGUACAGCACAGGGUAAACAGCUUGCAGCGUGGCUGUUGUCGUGUUGCUUUGAGGGCCCGGUUAACCGUCACAAGUUGGUGUGUACUCAGCGAAGCCUACGUUGCCGCCUGCGGCGGAGUGAAGUGGAGAGGGAGGGGGGGCUACGAAGUCGAAAGGUGAAUAAUAGGGCCAUCAUGGAUAGCAAUAGCUGUUACGCGUGCUACGCGGAGAUUGCGGAUGUUGUUUCCAGCAUUAAAUGUCUGUACUACCAUCAGACAAAAGGCAGAGGUGGAACAGACUUGUUGCACCGUAUAUGGCGCUCGAUGGGGGAGCUGUUGGAGGAGCAGCUCAUAACGAAAAGGUCCUGCAUUGUGACAGACUUCUUCCAUGCUAGCGUCAAAGUGCAGAAAGCUCAGUACUUUGAUGGCUUUUGUCACUUUUACAAGCCUCAGUUUGUACUUUUACCGGACUUUAUCUCAAAGUUUCACCUGCAGAAUGUUCUCACAACUGCUGACGCUCACUAUCAUGCCACCGUGCCCCACUACAUCAGCUACUCAGGCAUUGCGGAUGCGACUGGCACUGAUCGAUUUGUGGUGGAGGCGGCCAUUCAAGACUCCACGCGUGAAAUCGGGAAGUAUCUUGUUCGCAACCCUAAGACGGUGCUUCGCAUCGACAUUGGCAUCGCUUUUUUGGAGUUUCGUGGUCGCGAGUACCGCAUUAAGUGGACGGAGGAAUUUCUGCAGCGGUUCAGGAAGGCUGUGGGGCCACGGUGUGUUGUGUCACCGUAUGACCCCCCGCCGAUGUUACCUGCGGCGACGCGGUGCCGCUUUCAGACGGACUGCCUGUCGAAGGACACUCUUCAGGCGUCGGUGGCGAACACCGUGGAUCGUGAGAAACGUCUGGCAGUGGUUGAGAUGAAUGACUCGAAGGGAUGCUCGGGGUUCCGAAAGUCGUUUUGGUGA
This is a messenger RNA of Trypanosoma rangeli, 957 nucleotides long. RefSeq lists its product as uncharacterized. NCBI's taxonomy places the organism in Eukaryota, Euglenozoa, Kinetoplastea, Trypanosomatida, Trypanosomatidae. The record is from RefSeq and is a predicted model, not a curated record. The annotation marks the transcript as partial. The transcript has a single exon.